This is a messenger RNA of Hypomesus transpacificus, 3143 nucleotides long. It is a transcript of the gene tmem168a, whose product is annotated as transmembrane protein 168a. The record is from RefSeq and is a predicted model, not a curated record. Lineage: Eukaryota; Metazoa; Chordata; Actinopteri; Osmeriformes; Osmeridae. The coding region runs from base 272 to 2329 and encodes 685 amino acids. The transcript is spliced from 7 exons.
UCUGAGUCCAAAACAUGGCGAAAUGGAAACGUAAAAAGUUGUCAGACAGUUCAGCGUAAGGACAUCCACUCUAAUAAUGCUUUGUCAUUGGCUGAAUUCGUCAACAAUAAUGCUGGCAAAGGUCAAGACUUCUUCUUCAGUCAUCCUCCUGUUCAAACGGCGACCAACAGACACAGAACCUUGUAAAUUCUCAGGUUCCAGAGUCCCCUGAGUAGAUUGGCCAACCAGAACAAUCGUAUUCCUAGCUACGUGUCUAGCUACACAAACAGCCAUGACAGGAACAGAAGAGACCGCGGGCGACGUAUACAUGAUGUCCUCGGUAGGUUGCCUUGGUUACCUGUCGAGCGUGAACCUGAUGGUGGCGGUGUGUGUGGGUAUGUACGCCCGUUGGGAGGUGACGGACGAACCUAUGAUCCUGGUGAUCUUCAUCCUGGGCCUGAUUGUGAUGGCCAUCGCCAGCAUCCUUUACUACUACUUCUCGAUGGAGCAGGCCAGUCUCAGCCUGUUCCACCUGUGGUGCGGCUUCCUGGUGGGACUGCUGUGCUUCCUUGACAGCCCCGCCUUCAACUCAGAGGUCAAAGAGCAGGUGACUAACUACCUGCUCCUGUCCAGUGUUGCUCUGCGGGCGGUGUGGUCUCUGACAGAGAGAGGGUUUGGCUGCGUGCGUUACCAUCCCACCCUGCUGACCUCCGCUGAACAGCUCGAGCUGCUAGGGUUUGCCGUGGCCAGCAUCGCCAUGCCGAUGCACAAGUCCCUGGCCAUCAUCGGCCUGGUGGGGGCUCUCGGGGGCCUGAUCGUCGACCUGAGGGUCAAGUCCCUGCUGGCCCUCCCUAACCUGGCCUGCUUCUCCCUGGUCACCUCGCUGCUGUUCUUCCAGGCCCUCGACAUCACGGCCAACCCCUGGGCGCUGGGCUGCUACCUGGGCAGGCUGCUCUGCGACCCUCUGCUGGAUGUGUACUUCAGCGGGCUGGGGCCUAGCGAGCGCUGGCUCCCCCUGCUGUCGAUGGGCCGGGUGUGGAGGAGGCUGUCCCUCCUGCCCCUGGCCGGCCUGGAGCUGGCCUUCCUGGUCCUGUCGGGUCUGAAGCUGGGCCAGCUGGAGCUCUGGUACCUGGUCAUCCCCGGGUUCUGUGUGUUCGGGGUGUUUUGGACCGUGUGUCAUAUGGCUCUGAUGGCCACGCUGUGGGGCUUCCACAGCAAGCUGAGCGACUGCCAGAGCGCGUGGCGCGCCCAGCGCUCAGACACGCGCAGCCUGGAGAGGGUGAUGGCGUCGCGCGGGAUCAGACACUUCUGCUUGAUCGCCGAACGCCUCGUGUUGUUCUGCCUGGUGUCCACGGCAACGCUGGCCGCUGUGUCCUGGCAGCCCUCUAAUGGCCUGUUCAUGGGUGCCUUCCUGGUGGUGCUGCCCCUGGAGUCCCUGGCCCAUGGCUUGUUCCACCAGCUGGGCAGCUGUCUGGGGGGCACCUGUGUGGGCUACGCCCUGGUCAUACCAACCAGCUACUGCAGUCCUGACGGCCAGCCCUGCCUGCUGCCUCCUGAGCAGGUGGAGCAGCUGAACGUGCGCUCCACGGGCAUGCUGAACAGCGUGCAGCGCCUCUUCACUCACCACCUGGUCCAGACCUUUGGCUGUGACUACUCCACAAGUGGGAUGACCCUGGAAGCUCUGCAGAACAAGCUCAAAGCCUUCCUGGACCUGCGGACCGCUGAUGGACCUCGCCACGACACCUACCUGAUCUUCUACAGCGGACACACACUCCGGACCGGAGCUUGGGUGAUGGCAGGGGGAGAGGCCCUGCGUCUGGGCCAGCUGUUGGAGUGGUGGAAGGAGAAGAGUGCUGGUUCCAGCUGCCGUCUCAUCCUGGUGCUGGACACAGACAACUCCCUGCCCUGGGUGCAGGAGGUGCGGAGGCUGGAGGGGGGCUACGUGGCGGUGCAGGGGGCCAAGCUGGCCCCCGGGGGGGGGGACGAAGAGGACCGCGACACCCCGCGUCUCGGAGACUUCACCUCUGAGUGGGUGGAGUUCAACUGCAACCCGGAGAGCGCCACCCAGUGGUCAGAGAAGGGAAGAGCGGUGACGGCGGUGUACGGUGUAUCCAAGCGCUGGAGCGACUACACCCUCCAUCUGCCCACAGGAAGUGAUGUCGCCAAGCACUGGAAAACUCACUUCCCCAGGGCCACAUAUCCCAUGGUGCAUCUGUCUAACUGGUGCUUUGGGCUGAACCUGCUGUGGCUGUGUGAGGUGUGUCUACGGUGUUUCAGGAGGUUCAAACUAGCUUGGUUCCCCCCCAGCAUCCUGGACACUGGCCAAGGGAUCAAACUGGUGCACUCUUAGAGGGUUCUGGAAACACUGGGGUCUGGUGGGGCCUGCUGGUCAGUCAUGUGACUGGGAUCUGACCAAUGGAAACCUACCAAUGUAAAGUGCCUUAUAUCCAUAUUGAAAAGCUUUAUUUUUAUUUGAUGUUAUGCUUGCGGUGGUACCAACACUAUAUGUGCCUUUUGAUAAUCAUGUAUAAAAAACGAUUUUGAUAGAAAGCAUGAAAGGGGAAUUCCACCAGAAUAAAACCCAAUCAAUAUUCCUUUAUGCACUACUUCAUUAUUAGAGAAGGUCAACAAGUCUACUCCCCUCCUUAAUUUGUAAGAAUUGAACUCCCUUCAUUCACUUUACACGGAUAGAGAGGUAUUGGGGGGUGUAUUUGUAUCCUCCUGAAAAGUUCAGUAACGUAAAAUAUUAUUUUAAGGGUUUGAAUUUGAACAUGCAACAUUUGCUUGUUGCACGUUGAGGUUGAACAUGCAAAUGAGCUUAGGAAUUGGAUGUUAGCCACUUCACAUUAGUGAGUUUAGCCAACUGCAAAUUGGUUGCCAGGCAACAUGAGUACUCCUUGUGGGUAAUUCUGGAAGAUUAAUCUUUGGAACAAUAGAAAUGCUGCAUUUAUGUAAUUCUAUUAAAUUUAGUGCAAUAUUUCAAAGGUUGAUAUGUAUGGUUGCAUACGGUGUAUCUGAAGUUUAUCCUGUGAGACAUUUAAAAUUGCUGUAUUUUAUAUUUACUGCAGCUCAGCGAUGGUGAUUUCAUAGGGUAACAUUUAGCUCUACAUAUCCUGUCAAGUGUCAUUCCUAAAAAAUAAAUGGUUGUUGUCCUUUAUGCCGAA